Messenger RNA from Clarias gariepinus (North African catfish), 2306 nucleotides. RefSeq names its product WD repeat-containing protein 70. The record is from RefSeq and is a predicted model, not a curated record. The transcript has 18 exons. Gene Ontology annotation, molecular function: protein binding. Bases 25 to 1959 code for a protein of 644 amino acids. Gene Ontology annotation, cellular component: nucleus; site of double-strand break. Lineage: Eukaryota; Metazoa; Chordata; Actinopteri; Siluriformes; Clariidae. Gene Ontology annotation, biological process: regulation of DNA double-strand break processing.
CUUUUAUGUUGAUACUCGCGAAAAAUGGCGGCGCAGAGAGACAGUGAUGAAAAGAAAGGCGAUGAAGAGGACAUAUCCUCAGUUAUGGGCUUCUCUGGCUUUGGUAGAAAAGCUCGGACGUUCGACUUGGAGGCUAUUUUUGAACAGACUCGGAGGACAGCCAUCGAAAGGAGCCAACGAGUAUUAGAAGACCGUCAGCAGCUGGAGUCUCAGAUAUCCGGCCCCAGUGCUGCUUCCUCCGCGGCGUCUGCCUCCAGUCAGAAACAAAGAGCGUCUGCUUCCACUUCUAGACAGAAGGAGAGUGACGACAGCAGUGACAGCAGCGACUCUGAGCCCAUUGGUCCUCCAGCUCCUCCUUCACAAGCUGACGACGACGAUGAGCCGAUCGGACCGCCGGUCCCACCAGGCUUCAGCCGCACUGCUGCCGCCGCCGCCGCCGAUGAUGAUGAAGAAGACGACGACACAAUGGAGGAGGACGAAGAUGAUGACCCAGUAAAGAAGAUUCCAGACACUCAUGAGAUCACGCUUCAGCAUGGUACAAAGACGGUCUCAGCUAUGGGUCUCGACCCCUCCGGCGCUCGACUGGUCACCGGCAGCUAUGAUUUUGAUGUCAAGUUCUGGGACUUUGCCGGGAUGGAUGCAGCACUACAGGCCUUCAGGUCCCUACAGCCUUGUGAAUGUCACCAAAUCAAAUCCUUACAGUAUAGUAUAACCGGUGAUGUGAUCCUGGUGGUGGCGGGAAACUCCCAGGCUAAAGUCCUGGAUCGGGACGGCUUCCAAGUCUUAGAGUGCAUCAAAGGGGACCAGUAUAUUGUGGACAUGGCCAAUACCAAGGGUCACACGGCCAUGCUGAACAGCGGCUGCUGGCACCCCAAGAUCAAAGAAGAGUUCCUCACCUGCUCCAACGACGGGACGGUGCGGACCUGGGACCUGAACAAUGAAAAGAAGCACAAGUCCGUAUUCAAGCCUCGAUCGAUGCAGGGCAAGAGGGUCACCCCCACCUGCUGCACGUACAGCCGAGACGGCAAGCUGAUCGCCGCCGGCUGCCAGGACGGUACCAUCCAGAUCUGGGACAGAAACUUAAGCGUCCAUACCAAGUUCCACUGCCGGCAAGCCCAUGCUGUUGGUUCGGACACCUCCUGCCUCACCUUCUCCUACGACGGAACCACGCUCGCUUCACGAGGAGGGGAUGACACUUUAAAGACAUGGGACAUCCGCAACUUCAAGAAGCCUCUCAACGUUGCCACGGGGUUGUCCUCGUUCUUCCCGAUGACAGACUGCUGCUUCAGUCCUGAUGAUAAACUCCUGGUGACGGGGACCUCAGUGAAGCGUGACCAAGGCAACGGCAAACUGGUCUUCUUUGACAGAGAAUCCUUUAAGAAAGUAUACGAGAUCGAGGUGGCUAGCGCGAGUGUUGUUCGCUGUCUCUGGCAUCCGAAGCUGAACCAGAUCAUGGUCGGGACGGGGAACGGCCUAGCCAAAGUCUACUACGACCCAGUCAAGAGCCAGAGGGGUGCCAAACUUUGCGUGGUGAAGAGCAAGAGGAAAGAGAAGCAGGCCGAGACGCUGACGCAGGAUUACAUCAUCACACCCCACGCAUUGCCAAUGUUCCGCGAGGCCAGACAGCGUAGCACUAAGAAGCAGCUGGAAAAAGACAGGCUCGACCCUAUGAAGUCCCACAAGCCCGAGCCGCCCGUGUCCGGCCCAGGCAGAGGGGGUCGCGUGGCCGCCCACGGAGGCACCCUGUCGUCCUUCAUCGUCAAGAACAUCGCUCUGGACAAGACCGAUGACAGCAACCCCCGCGAGGCCAUCCUGCGCCACGCCAAAGAGGCGGCCGAGAACCCCUUCUGGGUCGCUCCCGCGUACAAAAGGACUCAGCCGAAUCCCUUGUUUGCUGAGGAAGAAUCUGAGGAUGAAGAAGACGACAAGGAGCCGGAGUGGAAGAAACGCAAGAUCUGAAAACGAGAGCCGCUUUUCGGUUCUCCUCCUGAAUUCGGUGGAGUUGCCACCUUGUGUAUAUUUCACUAUAAGAACGUUCAGGACGUAUUCUCAUCUCAUGCUUUAGUGCGUGUUGGUGUGUUAUAAAGGAGAGAGAAAGACAGCAUGAGCAUCAUUCAUUGCUCAUAUGUUAUUGAUUCCAUGCAAAUAAUGAAUGUUGAUUUGGAUCUUUUUUGGUUGUUGUUUUUUUUGUUUUGUUUUUUUGUAAAAGUUUAUUUUUAAAGACUUUCACUUUGUAUUUUUGUGUCAUGUUGCAAAAAUAAACACACAGCGUGUGCAGCCAAGGCACGCGUCUGGAUUAGGAAAAG